UUAUGGCGGCGGUAGUUUUCGUUCUGACUCGUUCAUGAUUGCAGGGUUGAAAUGUGCUUCUGGUAUUCAUGCUGCUUAGUGCUUACUUCUAUAAUGCGCACGGCUGCACUUAGAUGCAAUAGCAGUAGCAGAAGUGUAUGCUGAUAAAGCUAUUGACAGAUAGAUCAAAGUCAAAGAAUUCUGAGACAAGUUAAAAACAUCAUAAAUUGAAAGGAUACUAGGGUAUAUGGAUUAUGGAGCCUUUGCCAUGACCAUAGGUUUUAUAGAUGUUACAACUUGUCAGAGAAUAUGAAGUUUGAAGAUUUGACAGCCAGGGAUUAGAAAAGAACAAUUAACUGGAACAAUGCGAGCAAAGGUGUUCAGAAUUCUUGCCAUCUCCAGAGGAUGGCAGACGAGCAUGCUCAGCAGAUAGCUAACCUGCGACAAUCCUUCUUCGACCAGCAACUGCUUAAUGAGAAAUUCUUCCGAACUGAGGAAAUAGAUAUAGGGCUCCCUGGCUUUCUGGAGGAUUUUUACUGCACUUAUUUCCGGGAGGCAGAGAGGCUUGUGGUGACUCUUAAACUAGAGCUGCAUGGCCCUCCGUUCGAUGUUGAAUCAAUUGAACUGUACCUUCAUGAGUUCAGAUCCAACACUAAAAGUGCUGGUGCUGUUAAAGUGCUGACACAGAUAGGCCGCUGCAUUGAAUGUAGCUCUGCAUUGGACUUUGCUGGAUGCUUGGCUUGUUUGGAGGAGGCGAGUACAGAGAUGAAGUACCUGAAGCGCCAACUCAAGAAUUACUUCAGGUUGAUAAGGCAAGGCCCUCCUACUGUGAUCGACGACUGCCCAGACUUUGGUGACGAAAGCAGCAGCGAGGAGUAAAAGAAGUGGCUUGCUUGUGAAAGUCAGAAAGUGCAUGGGGACUGUGUUUAGUUUGUGUUUUCUUUAGGAAGAAAAAACAAAAGGGGAGUGUUGCCCCUUUUGUUUGUUGUUUGUUGUUUGUUGUUUGUUGAUGCACUCUGAAACUCUGUUAUGACUGUUAUGUUCCUGUUUCAAAAAUUCAAUACAUCUCCUUUCGAAUUUGGAAUUGAUAUGUUUUAAAUACUUACCUUACUUAUAUUUC
Messenger RNA from Ipomoea nil (Japanese morning glory), 1099 nucleotides. RefSeq names its product histidine-containing phosphotransfer protein 2-like. Lineage: Eukaryota; Viridiplantae; Streptophyta; Magnoliopsida; Solanales; Convolvulaceae. Gene Ontology annotation, cellular component: nucleus; cytoplasm. The coding region runs from base 385 to 858 and encodes 157 amino acids. Gene Ontology annotation, molecular function: protein histidine kinase binding; histidine phosphotransfer kinase activity. Gene Ontology annotation, biological process: cytokinin-activated signaling pathway; phosphorelay signal transduction system; phosphorylation. The transcript is spliced from 10 exons. The record is from RefSeq and is a predicted model, not a curated record.